Rhinolophus ferrumequinum (greater horseshoe bat) is the source of this 4487-nucleotide messenger RNA. It is a transcript of the gene EDRF1, whose product is annotated as erythroid differentiation regulatory factor 1. The transcript has 25 exons. Bases 108 to 3815 code for a protein of 1235 amino acids. Gene Ontology annotation, biological process: positive regulation of DNA-templated transcription. NCBI's taxonomy places the organism in Eukaryota, Metazoa, Chordata, Mammalia, Chiroptera, Rhinolophidae. The record is from RefSeq and is a predicted model, not a curated record.
GUGCUGUGUGCGGGGCAUCUCUGGCGCUUGCGGCUGUGUUGCUGGUCUCGCGUUUCUGUCUCCGCUCCUGGGGCUCUGCUGUUCCUCGCCUCCCCUGGACCGAGGUGAUGGGGGACUCCAAAGAGGCCGGGGCCGAGGCUCCACCGGCCGGGGCCACUGCUCGAGGAGGACUCAGCCUCCUAUCCCAGGGAGAGUCCGAGGAACCUUCUGCACAGGGAUCAGCUUUAUUUCUUGGAGGCAAUGAAGUGAAGAGCCGAGCUGUGGUGAAAUACUCUUCUGCCCCUGCUCGAACAGCAUUUGCACGCCUUGAAGAGAAAACAGACUUGAAACUCCCACCUGCCAACUGGUUACGAGAGAGUGCCAAACUCGGGCCAGCAGGAACUACCAUUCUUGGCAAUAGUAAGAAAAGCAAGCCAUUUUCAAGCUUUGGAAUGGCAUAUGACUUUAUUGACUCAGUGGGAAAUGACGUGGACGUUGUCUCUGACUCUGAAAACAUAAAAAAGCUCCUGAAGAUCCCGUACAGCAAGUCCCACGUCAGCAUGGCCGUACACCGUGUCGGAAGGACGCUCCUGUUAGACGAGUUAGAUAUUCAGGAGCUCUUCAUGAGAUCAUCUCAGACUGGUGAUUGGACGUGGCUAAAAGAGUUUUAUCAAAGACUUAUUGAUCAGAAGUGGCAGAGGAAGAAAAAGAGCAAAGAGCAUUGGUACCAGAAGGCCAUUCUUUCCAAGUUUUUGUAUUACAGUAUCAAUGGCGACGGAGCUGCUCAGCCCGUCCCAUCUGCCACAGAAGCGCAGGAAGCGUCCAGCUCGGACCAGACGGACGACGCAGACCAGGUUUCGUGGCCCGCCCCCUUUGAAAUGCCGUCUGCGGUUCCUGAGGGUCCCAGUGCUUCCAGUCAGGGAAGUGACCCUCUUGAACCCUCAUACAUAGUGGGGCAUGUGGCCUCAGCACCCAAAGAACAAAAUUUGACUACUCUAUUCAGUGACGGGGAGAACAGUCAGGGUCUUAAAAAUGAUUUUGUUCGGAAUAUUUUAUGGACAUUUGAAGAUAUACAUAUGUUAGUUGGCUCCAACAUGCCAAUAUUUGGAGGAGGCAGAUACCCAGCAGUCAGCUUACGUCUCAGGGAUAACAACAAACCAAUCAAUGUGCUAACUGGAAUUGACUAUUGGUUGGACAACUUGAUAUGCAAUGUCCCAGAGCUUGUGAUGUGUUUUCAUGUAAAUGGAAUUGUACAGAAGUAUGAAAUGAUAAAGACAGAAGAGAUUCCCAAUUUGGAAAACUCUAAUUUUUCUACUAAAGUCAUAAAAGACAUUGCACAGAAUAUUUUAUCAUUUCUGAAAUCUAAUUGUACCAAAGAAGGACAUACUUAUUGGCUAUUUAAAGCAAGUGGCAGUGAUAUAGUGAAGCUGUACGAUCUCACCACUCUUUGUGAAGAAACUGAAGACAAAUACCAAAACCCAUUCACAAUGCCAGUGGCUAUUCUCUUAUAUAAGGUUGCUUGCAACAUGAUGAUGAAGAAGAAUCAAAACAAGAAAUACUAUGGGACUAUUAGAACAUUGCUUCUUAAUUGUGUUAAAUUGUUGGACAAAAGCAGACAUCCUCAAAUUAUUGCUUCAGCCAAUUACAUGCUUUCAGAACUUUUCCAAUUGGAUGAACCGAAAAAAGAAGAAAGUCCAGAAUCUCCUUUAAAUGAGAAUUCUGAUGAAAGUUAUAGUGAAGAGGAGGAGGAGAUGCCGGACAGCGAUGAAAAUGGAUCCUAUAGCACCAGUUCUGAUCCUCCAGAUGAUAACAAAGCAGUAGCUAUAAUCAAGUCUGUUGGAGAAUUGUCAGUUCCAGAAAAAUACAAAUCCAUUCAUCAAAUCAGACCCAGUUGUGCAUUUCCAGUUUGCCAUGACACAGAAGAACGCUGUCGACUUGUGCUCAGCUAUGUUCUGGAGGGUUUAAAAUCUGUGGAUAGCAGCAUCAAAAAAGAAAGUGACCUUCCUGCUGCAGACCCCAACACCCCAAUCCCACUAAAAUAUGAAGAUGAAUCCACAAGGGGAGGUCCUGAGGGUCUGGAGAAGCAGAUGGCCUUGUUUUUGGACAAAAUGGGCUCCCUUCAAAAGGGUAAUUAUUCCAGUCAAUCUGGAAUGAUCCCUGGUUCUUGGCAACAUAAAAUGAAACUCCAGCUGAUUCUCAAGUCGUCCAAGGCCUAUUAUGUUCUGUCUGAUGCCGCCAUGAGUCUUCAGAAGUAUGGACGAGCGUUGCGAUACAUUAAGUUAGCUCUGCAGAGCCAUGAUACUUACUGCUGCCUCUGCACCAACAUGCUCUCUGAAGUGCUGCUGUUUCUUUCCCAAUAUCUGACGCUCUGCGGUGAUAUCCAGCUGAUGCUGGCGCAGAAUGCAAACAAUAGAGCGGCAUAUCUUGAAGAGUUUAAUUAUCAAACAAAAGAAGAUCAGGAGAUUCUGCACAGCCUCCACAGGGAGUCCAGUUGUCAAGGAUUUGCAUGGGCAACUGAUUUGUCUACAGACUUAGAAAGUCAGCUCUCAGUUAGUUGUAAGUGUUAUGAGGCUGCUCAUGAAAUCUUGCAAUUUAGUAACUUAAAAAGCCAAAACCCAGAACACUAUGUACAAGUCCUGAAGAGAAUGGGUAACGUCAGAAAUGAAAUCGGUGUGUUUUAUAUGAAUCAGGCUGCUGCAUUACAGAGUGAGAGAGUGGUGAGCAAAAGUGUGUCUACUGCAGAGCAACAGUUGUGGAAGAAAAGCUUUUCUUGUUUUGAAAAAGGAAUUCACAACUUUGAGUCAAUUGAUGAUGCCACAAAUGCUGCCCUUUUACUGUGUAACACGGGAAGACUCAUGCGGAUCUGUGCGCAGGCCCACUGUGGUGCGGGCGACGAGUUUAAACGUGAAUUUUCACCAGAAGAAGGCUUGUACUAUAAUAAGGCCGUCGAUUACUAUUUGAAAGCUCUGAGGUCAUUGGGAACACGAGACAUACACCCCACUGUCUGGGACUCGGUGAACUGGGAGCUGUCCACCACUUACUUUACUAUGGCAACGCUACAGCAAGAUUAUGCUCCGUUAUCUAGAAAGGCUCAGGAGCAGAUUGAAAAAGAAGUCAGUGAGGCUAUGAUGAAGUCCUUGAAACACUGCGACGUGGACUCGGUGUCUUCCCGGCAGCCUCUUUGCCAGUAUCGAGCUGCUACCAUCCAUCACAGGCUGGCAUCCAUGUACCACAGUUGUCUGAGGAAUCAGGUGGGUGAUGAACAUCUCAGGAAACAGCACCGGGUGCUGGCCGACCUUCAUUACAGCAAAGCUGUGAAGUUCUUCCAGCUCCUGAAAGACACUCCCUGUGAACUGCUGAGAGUACAGCUAGAAAGAGUAGCAUUUGCAGAAUUCCAGAUGACCAGUCAGAAUAGCAAUGUUGGAAAAUUGAAAACACUAUCUGGGGCUCUUGAUAUAAUGGUGAGAACUAAACAUGCAUUCCAGCUCAUCAGAAAGGAGCUUGUGGAGGAAUUGGCCCAGCCUAAGAGUGAUGAGACUACACCAGUUGCUGAUUCUUCUCCUAGUCUGAAUCGAGAAGAGGUGAUCAAACUCCUCAGUAUAUUUGAAUCCCGGUUGUCAUUCCUUCUCCUUCAGUCCAUCAAACUGCUGUCUUCAACUAAGAAGAAAACAAGCAGUAACAUUGAAGAAGAUGUAGCCCUCACAACCAACAAGCAGAUUUACUCCCAGCUUUUGAGAGCAACCGCUAACAGAAACACAGCUCUUUGGGAAAGAGUCGACGUUCUCAUCCGCCUGCUGGACGAGCUGGCUCCCGGCCGUGGCAGCACCGUCCCAUGACUCACGCCAGGGCCGCGCCCACACAGAUGCUGCAGUGCCUUCAGCACGGGGGCUGGUUUGUCCAUUCGGUGCUUCUUUUAGUUAAAUAAGCGGGAAAUACCCGCUUACAACAACAGGCACAGCGGUGGAAAUGCAGACUUCUCAUUUCCCAUGACAGACAAAUCAUGGUCGAGUUCUUUGGCUGCUUCAUUGAAAGUGCUGAAACCAAAUCAGAAGGAAAGCUCCCAGUGUUUAUUUCUUUGAGAAGUGUGCGUGCCUCAAUAUUAAUACACUUGCUGUGAUGCAAUUACACCGUUAAAUAUUUUUGAAGUAUGGUAAGCUAUAUGAGUUUAAGAUACAAUUAUUUUGGAUAAAUGUUACUUUGGUCAAGGGAACUUAUUCCAAAUGAGUUUAGUCGUUCAGGUGGGUUAAAAGAACUUCCUGUACGUCUACAGUGUUUCCUUCUAAAUGCACAGAAAGAACUCUGCCCUUUUUAAGCUUCAGUGCAGGAUUUUUCGAAGACUAGCCAUUGUGCAAUUCUCGGUAUUUAGUGCAUGUUCUGAAGGGAUCUGCUUUUCUUUCACCUUGUAUGACAGUUGAUCAAGAAUAGGUACUCCCCACCCACUUUCUUAUUUUAAACUUAAAACUGUGAAUAAUGUAAGAAAAUUAUUUUGAAUAAAUAAAUUAUUUAUU